This is a messenger RNA of Monopterus albus (swamp eel), 1341 nucleotides long. RefSeq lists its product as uncharacterized. The record is from RefSeq and is a predicted model, not a curated record. Lineage: Eukaryota; Metazoa; Chordata; Actinopteri; Synbranchiformes; Synbranchidae. Bases 572 to 1321 code for a protein of 249 amino acids. The transcript has 2 exons.
UGUCUGCUAACUUCGGCCUGCUAUCUUACUCACUAUAUUACUUUACCUGUACAACUGCUGCAACAACGACUACUAUAUUACCAUUCUGGUUCAUAUCUUCUUCCACACCAUUCAACAUAUUCAAAACAUCCAAGCAAGCACCAAUACACUCACCUUAAUUAUUAUUAUUAUCAUCAGAGUGAUCGGAGUGUGUGCGCGCAUGCGUAGAGAUCAAAGGAACCAGAUUUCACGUGACGUCACUACUGCGCACCACAAAAGGGGCAAACCUCCGAGGUUUAUUUCAGAAGAUCGAACUAUACUAACACAGACGAAGUGCCUUCGUCGGUUUUUAAAACGGCACCAAAACUCAAAGGGAAAACUAAAGCGCCAAAGGCACCCACAGUGCCAGUCAGCCUUACAAAGGGUACCGUCCUCCAACGACAUAGAGAGGCUUCAACAAGAGCUAGACAAAGUCCAGAAGGAAAGGGGGAUACAUGUUUUGCCUCAACUGGAAGCUGCACAGACACCAUAAUUAGUUCAUGUCUAGCAUGUAUGAUACUGUUACGAAUACAGGUAUUAAAAAUAUCAAGAAAUGUUCUACUGGUUGAUAUUCCUAUGUCUGAUGUUCUAUCAGGGAACCAGUGCCCGAGGACAGCGCCGACCCAGACUCCCACAACUCUUCCACAGGCGCAAGCAGCUUCACAACCCCUGCACGCCGGGCGCGGAGACCCCAUAUCGUAAGAUAUCCAGAGAGGAGCUGCUGCUGUUCAGCCAGAGUCCAGAGCUUCCUGUGUCCACCUCCACUACCCACACCAGCAGCAGCAGCCUCAGGGACUCCACACCUCCUCUGCCUCCUACCCCGUCCAGCCCGCCUUCCACCUCACCCUCCCCAGCCUUGGAGCACCACUCGUUUGCACGCAAAGGCUCGCCUGACCUCACCUGUGUCAUACCCGAGUCCCAAAGCUUAACAUUCUCACAGGGGAACGUCACAUCCCCCAUGGGAAAGGGCAUGUACAAUGGCAUUCUGGAGAAGUCCUACAGCUUUGGCCAGCUGCCUGUGAGCAUGUUGGCCAAUGUGGGGCGUAAACCAUCUCUUACCUCCCUAGACUCAGAGGGCCGCAGUGUGGGAAGGGAUUACAAGCUCCAGAGCACGUCCUCCCAGGACUCCAGUGACAACGACCAAGACCUGCCCCUAAGCUCAAAGUCGACCCAUGCAAUACAGGCUUGUUGCUCACCUCUGGGCAUUAUACCGAGCGCACUGAUGUCAAGAGCUCCUGCUUCACACUGUGAUUUUUGCCUUCUUCCCUUCAUCCUGGACCCGUCUGUCAUUGCUGCACCUUAACGCAGCAGGUCACAUGAUGC